Oxyura jamaicensis (ruddy duck) is the source of this 1656-nucleotide messenger RNA. It is a transcript of the gene INTS5, whose product is annotated as integrator complex subunit 5. Gene Ontology annotation, cellular component: integrator complex. The record is from RefSeq and is a predicted model, not a curated record. The annotation marks the transcript as partial. NCBI's taxonomy places the organism in Eukaryota, Metazoa, Chordata, Aves, Anseriformes, Anatidae. The transcript has 2 exons. Gene Ontology annotation, biological process: snRNA 3'-end processing.
GCUCUGACCGAGGUCAUCCGCGAGACCCGCCGCCUCCUCGCCUCCCUCGUCCGCUCCAAGCCCGCCGCCUGGGCCCCCGCCGUGGCCUCGUGGGCCGUCGACCUCCUGGGCCGCCUCAGCAGCAAGUACCCCCCCCCGGCCUCGUCCCCCCCCCCCAGGGGGGGGCUCAACGACCUCCUGCAGCUCUGGACCUCCUGCGAGACCACCCGCACCCUCCUGGACAUCUACGGCCAGUGCUUGGCUUCCCUGGUGGCCACCUGCCCGGACGCCUGCGUCGACGUCUUGCUCGACACCUCGGUCCAGCACUCCCCCCACUUCGACUGGGUCGUGGCCCACGUGGCCGCCGCCUUCCCCGGCGCCGUCAUCGGCCGCGUCCUCGCCUGCGGCCUGCGAGAUUUCUGCUCCGAGGGCGGGGGGGGGACCACGAUGGCCCUGAUGACGUCCCCCGGCGACAAGCGGCUCCCCCCCAAGCUGGCUUCGGUGGUGGGCAUCCUCGGCCACUUGGCCUCCGGCCACGCCGCCGGCGUCCGCCGCGAGCUCCUGCGGCUCUUCCACGCCGGCCUGGCCCCGGCUCAGCCCCGGGGGGCCGUGGUUUUCCUCCUGCAGCUGGCCCUGCUGUCCCCCCCCCUGCUGGGGGUCGUCUCGGCCGAGCUGGUGGAUUCCCUCACCCCCCCCGUCCUGGCCCAGCUCCACCAACGUUUCUCCCCCCUGCCCCGCGACGACCUGGAGGGGCUGGCGGGGGGCUUGGUGAGGCUGCUGGCCCAGACGGCCGACGGCGCCCCCCGCGCCCUCCGCUUCCUCCUCGACGCCGCCGCCCCCCCCGCGGCCCCGCCAGCCCCCCAAAACGACCCCCCCCCGGUCCCCGACGGCGUCCGCGACGCCUGCGAGCGCCUCGUCCUCCUCCUCCUCCUCCACCUCCAGAAGCUGGUGCACGGCCGGGGGGGGACGGGAACGGCAGCAGCAGCAGGAGGAGGAGGAGGAGGAGGAGGAGCGGGGGGGGGUCCCGGAGACCCCCCCCAGCGCCCCGUCCCCUUCCUGGAGGCGCUGCGGGGCCACGUGCGGGACCUGUGCCUGGAAGCCCUGCGGCUGGAACGCAAGCGCUGCCUCUGGCUCCACCAGCUCCUGGGGCUCCUGGCCGUCUACGCCGCCCCCCACGGAGCCCCCGACGCCUUCUUCCACCUCCUGGCCUUAGCCCGGGGCCCCGAGCAGCUGGCCCUGGCCACCCAGCUCCACGCCGUGCUGGCCCCCAGCCUCGCCGACCUCCCCUCGGCCGCCGCCUCCGCCUGCGUCCGCCAGCUCCACGCCGGGGCCCUGCCCCCCCCGCAGCUCGCCCGCCUCCUCCGCAACCUGGCUGCCUUGACGGGGGGCGGGGGUCGCCCCCCCCUCGAAGAAGACCCCCUGGCUCCUCAGCUGGCCUCGGCCCUGGCCCGACACCUCCCGGAGCUGGCCCGGCUCCUCCUUCACCCCCACCCCGCCGCCUCCGCCGCCGCCGCCGCUCUGCUCUGCGCCCUCCCCGCGCCCCCCGCCCUGCGCCCGGCUCAGCUCCACGCCGUGCUCCGCGCCGCCGUCCACCACUUCUUCCUCCUCCUCCGCCGACGCUGCCGACACCCCCCGGCUUUCGGGGCCGCCCCCCCCGCCGAAGACCCCCCCCCGCCC